Molecule: messenger RNA, 6157 nt
Organism: Oncorhynchus masou masou (cherry salmon)
Lineage: Eukaryota; Metazoa; Chordata; Actinopteri; Salmoniformes; Salmonidae
Product: USP6 N-terminal-like protein
Exons: 14
Coding region: 218-2077 (619 amino acids)
Source: RefSeq, a predicted model, not a curated record
UGACAAAUGUACCACUAUCCCGUUAGAUGUAGGAAGCCCGUGUGCUCCAGUGUAUACCCACUGUAGACUUGGCGGCUAUUGUUGUGAUUCCGCGAUUUGGGUGACAGCUCCAGUGGAUCAAAAAAUUCCAGGAGCAACCGAAUAAUGAGAAGAGGGAUUUACAAUAUUUCUACUGCACGGAUAGCGCAGAGAGAGACCCACAAUAAAAGAUAUUGACAUGAAGAAAGACAUUGAGACAUUGAUAGCAGAGGAACGCGCUGACAUCAUCUUGAAAUAUGAUACGGGCAGACAGGAGGGGGUGGAGAUUGACCCCUGGGAGGAUGCAGAUUACAGUAUUUACAGAGUCACUGACCGUUUCGGGUUUCUGCAUGACGAGGAUCUGCCAGCCCCGAGUGCACAUGAGGAGAAGAAAAAGAACCUUGAAAUUGAAAGGGUAGAAAAAUGGCUGAAGAUGGUGAAGAAAUGGGAUAAAUACUGGAACAGUGACAGGAUGGUAAAGCGUGUGUAUAAGGGUCUCCCCCUGCAGCUGAGAGGCCAGGCCUGGGCCCUGAUGCUGGAUGUGGAGAAGUUGAAGAAUGAGAACGAGGGGAAGUACGAGAGGAUGAAGGAACAGGCCAGAAUGUUCUCCCAGGAAAUCAAACAGAUCGAUCUGGACGUGAACAGGACGUUUAGAAACCACAUCAUGUUCAUGGAUCGAUUCGGAUUCAAACAGCAGUCUUUAUUUCAUGUCCUGUCUGCCUAUUCAGUCUACAACACGGAGGUGAGCUACUGCCAGGGCAUGAGCCAGGUCGCCGCCUUGCUGCUGAUGUACAUGAACGAGGAAGACGCCUUCUGGGCCCUGUCACAGCUACUGACCAAUCAGAAGCAUGCCAUGCACGGUGAGCUGACCAGUUUCUUCAUUCCUGGGUUUCCCAAACUGCAGCGCUUCCAGGCGCACCACGAUCAGAUUCUCUCCAAACUCAUCCCCAAGCUGAAGAAACAUCUGGACAGGGAACAGAUGUCCUGUGGGAUCUACAGCACUAAAUGGUUCCUGCAGUGUUUCAUUGACAGGACCCCGUUCACCCUGACUCUACGCUUGUGGGACAUCUACAUUCUGGAAGGAGAGAAAAUUCUUACUGCCAUGUCCUACACAAUCCUUAGAAUAUUUAAGAAACGUCUCCUGAAGAUGAAUCUGGAGGACCUGAGAGAGUUUCUUCAGGAAAAGAUCGCCCUGUCUUUCCUCAACAGCGAUGAUAUCAUCAUCGAUCAGCUGCAGGCCUCCAUGGCGGAACUACGCAAGAUGAAGCUGGACCUUCCACCCCCAGCCAAGCCAGAUGAGCUGCCACAGAAGGCCCUGGGUUUGGAGCUACCUGUUCUGCUCACCCCUCUCAAGCCCCCCAGGGGAGUCUCCCCUGACCAGGGAUCCAAACGACCAGGAGCAGGGGGUCUGGGUCUCCACAUCAUCACCUACCAGCCAGACAUAAUCUCCCAAGACGACAGCCCUUCCAAGGAGGACAGGAAGGACAAGGAAGCUCUCAACAUGGAGGAAGAGGAUGAGGAGGAAGUCUCUCUUCCAUCUCCAGACCCCAUUCUCAUCCACACCAUCCAGGCUCAAGUUACCCCCGAUGGGCCUCCCCAGGCUGGGGCUGGGCCACCACCUUAUGAGCCACCAGGGGGUAAUGAGCCCAAUGUUAUGGGACAACCUGCCAUUCUUAUGGUACUCCACAAAGAAAAAAGUGUUGAGAGCUCCUCUGGUCCAGUGGCUUUACCAGAGACACAGGUCGUAGUUCAACAGGGUACAAACACACCUCCACAAAACCCCAUGGAGGAGUCGACCCUGACUGCCCCAGUUGCCCCUUCAUCCCUUAGCCCUCCCCAGCCACCCGGCAGGGUCCCCCGGACUCAGUCAGUACCCUUAGCCCAGGCUUCCCAGCGGCCUACGGGCCUGGCCCAGAGUGAGAGCCGUUCAGUGGGGGAGAGGGCGGAGGAUGGGUACCUGGCCAGGCUUCUGGAGCAGGCCAUGGCUCUGCCUAAACACAGGGCCCAGACAGGAGAAAAAGGAGAGCCAGGAGACCCAGAAUGUCCAGUUCGAUUCUAGAGCAUUGCAAUGCAUUCUAAGUCACCCCCUGUUGUCUACAAGACUGACAUUGCAUAAACAUAGUGUUAUGUUGUCGGAGAAGCUGCCAUAGUGGAGUGCCAAGGACAGUGCCACAUUCUCUCCCGUCAUAGUGAAAGCAUUACAGCUUACUUCAUUUUAGUAGUUUUGUAAUAUUCUAACAAUGGACAUUAUGUUUGCUUAGAGAGCCUUUGUAAAAUAUUUGUUAGUAUAGUCUUAUUUUAGUAUAGUUUUCUUUUUGUAUGUGGACACCUGCUUAUCGAACAUCUCAUUCCAAAAUCAUGAGCAUUAAUAUGGAGUUGGUCCCCCCUUUGCCUCCACUCUUCCGGGAAGGCUUUCCACUAGAUGUUGGAGCAUUGCUGCGGGGACUUGCUUCCAUUCAGCCACGAGCAUUAGUGAAGACGGGCACUGAUAUUUGGCGGUUAAGCCUGGCUCGCAGUCAACGUUCCAAUUCAUCCCAAAGGUGUUUGAUGGGGUUGAGGUCAGGGCUCUGUGCAGGCCAGUCAAAUUCUUCCACAACGAUCUCGACAAACCAUUUCUGUAUGGACCUCGCUUUGCGUCCGGGCAUUGUGAUGUUGAAACAGGAAAGGGUCUACCCCAAACUGUUGCCACAAAGAUGGAAGCACAUAAUCAUCUAGAAUGUCAUUGUAUGCUGUAGCGUUAAAGGGCAUAGCCCGAACCAUGAAAACCAGCCCCAGACCAUUAUUCCUCCUCCAUCAAACUUUACAGUUGGCACUAUGCAUUUGGGCAGGAAGCGUUCUCCUGGCAUCCGCCAAAACCAGAUUUGUCUGUCGGAUUACCAGAUGGUGAAACGUGAUUCAUCACUCCACUGCUACAGAGUCCAAUGGUGGCGAGAUUUACACCACUCCAACUGACGCUUGGCAUUGCGCAUGGUGAUUUUAGGGUUGUGUGCCGAUGCUGGGCCGUGGAAACCCAUUUCAUGAACUCACGACGAACAGUUCUUGUGCUGACGUUGCUUCCAGAGGCAUUUUGGAACUCGGUCGUGAGUGUUGCAACCGAGGACAGACGAGCUAAACACUUCAGCACUUGGCCGUCCUGUUCUGUGUGAAUGUGUGGCCUACCACUUCGCAGCUGAGCCGUUGUUGUUCCUAGACAUUUCCACUUCACAAUAACAGCACUUACAGUUGACCGGGGCAGCUCUAGCAGGGCAGAAAUUUGACAAGCUGACUUGUUGGAAGGUUGGCAUCCUAUGUCGGUGCCACGUUGAAAGUCACUGAGCUCUUCAGUAAUGCCGUUCUACUGCUAAUGUUUGGCUAUGGAGAUUGCAUGGCUGUGUGUUCGAAUGUAUAUACCUGUCAGCAACCGGUGUGUCUGAAAUAAGCCAAAUCUACUAAGUUAAAGGGGUGUCCACAUACUUUUGGCCAUUUAGCGUAUCUUCGUUUCGAGAGGAAAGGCUCAGUCUGAAAUGACCUUUUAGAUGGUUAGUUGUCCAAAAUCCGCGACAGGAUAGAGUCCCAUUCUAGCGUUAUUAUACCAGGGGUUCAGAAAGGCAGCAAGGGGCCUCAUCUCUUAGUCCAUCAUUUGAGGUCACUUGUGGCCAAAUACCCAAUAUUUUAGGCGAAGGCCUCGUAUAGAUGUACUGGUAAUCCACAAAAAAAAAAAACGAAACAAGCAUAGGCAAAGGCAAUUGGUUCUACUGUACAGAUGAAGUUGGAAGUUUACAUACACUUAGGUUGAAGUCAUUGAAACUCGUUUUUCAACCACCCCACAAAUGUCUUGUUAACAAACUAUAGUUUUGGCUAGUCGGUUAGGACAUCUACUUUGUGCAUGUAAACAAUUGUUUACAGACAGAUUAUUUCAAUUAUAAUUCACUGUAUCACAAUUCCAGUGGGUCAGAAGUUUACAUACACUAAGUUGACUGUGCCUUUAAACAGAUUGGAAAAUUCCAGAAAAUUAUGUCAUGCUUUAGAAGCUUCUGUUAGGCUAAUUGACAGUAGGUGUACCUGUGAAUGUAUUUCAAGGCCAACCUUCAAACUCAGUGCCUCUUUGCUUGACAUCAUGGGAAAAUAAAAGUAAACUGCCAAGACCUCAGAAAAAAAAUUGUAGAUCUCAUGUCUGGUUCAUCCUUGGGAUCAAUUUCCAAACGCCUGAAGAUACCGCGUUCAUCUGUGCAAACAAUAGUACGCAAGUAUAAACACCAUGGGACCACGCAGCCGUCACACCGCUCAGGAAGGAAACGCGUUCUGUCUCCUAGAGGUGAACGUACUUUUGUGCAACAAGUGCAAAUCAAUCCCAGAACAACAGAAAAGGACCUUGUGAAGAUGCUGGCAGAAACAGGUACAAAAGCAUCUAUAUCCACAGUCCGAAAUCGACAUAACCUGAAAGGCCGCUCAGCAAGGAAGAAGCCACUGCUCCAAAACCGCCAUAAAAAGCCAGACUAUGGUUUGCCAUUGCACAUGGGGACAAAGAUCGUACUUUUUGUAGAAAUGGCCUCUGGUCUGAUGAAACAAAAAUGACCAUCGUUAAUGUUUGGAGGAAAAAGGGGGAUGCUUACAAGCUGGAGAACACCAUCCCAACCGUGAAGCACAGGGGUGACAGCAUCAUGUUGUGGGGGUGCUUUGCUGCAGGAGGGACUGGUGCACUUCACAAAAUAUAUGGCAUUAUGAGAAUGGAAAAUUAUGUGGAUAUAUUGAAGCAACAUCUCAAGACAUCAGUCAGGAAGUUAAAGCUGGGUUGCAAGUGGGUCUUCCAAAUGGACAAAACCCCAAGCAUACUUCCAAAGGUGUGGCAAAAUGGCUUAAAGACUACAAAGUCAAGGUAUUGGAGUGGCCAUCACAAGCCCUGACCUCAAUCCCAUAAAAAAAUGUGUGGGCAGAACUGAAAAGGCGUGUGUGAGCAAGGCGGCCUACAAACCUGACUCAGUUACACCAACUUUGUCAAGAGGAAUGGGCCAAAAUUCACCCAACUUAUUGUGGGAAGUUUGUGGAAGGCGACCAUAAACGUUUGACCCAAGUUAAACAAUUUAAAGGCAAUGCUACCAAUACUAUUUGAGUGUAUGUAGAUUUCUGACCCACUGGGAAUGUGAUGAAAGAAAUAAAAGCUGAAAUAAAUAAUUCUCUCUACUAUUAUUCUGACAUUUCACAUUCUUAAAAUAAAGUGGUGAUCCUAACUGAGCUGAGACAGGGAAUGUUUUACAUUUCAGGAAUUGUGAAAAACUGAGUUGAAAUGUAUUUGGCUAAGGUGUAUGUAAACUUCCGACUUCAACUGUAUGUGACUUUGGGCUUAGAUUUGUCAUCGAGCAAGAAUAAUUCAUAUUUAAAUCUCAUUUUCUAUACUUGGAAUGUUUAAGCUUAAAAUGAAAACAUAUUUUCUGUUAUCGUUGAUCUAGCAAAAAUGUAUUUUCAGAUUAUUGGAUCUUUGCUGUAAUGUAUUAUAAAGCUUAUUGGUAAUUUGUAUUUGUAAGAAAAGCAAUAUGUAGAUAUUUUGUAGUCAUUGUGUUGUAGAAUAAACACACUGAAGUUCUAAAUCCUGACUGUAGAGAUUAUGUAGUAGUAAAUAGCCUAAUUAUGAUGUUGAAGUAGCCCUUAACAUUUUUCCAACUGGUUAGUGGUAGAUUGUACAGUACUUAAUCGCCACGUGAUUUACUUACUUUGCCGACAUCUAGUGGACAUUUUGCGUAUAGUGUUUAAUUUGUCCACUGGCAGAUGUUGCUUGGUUAAAUGAAUACAACGUUUACUUAGGUUCCCUCAAUUCAUCAUAAGCUAAAAUAUUAUAAUCAUCACUCAUAAACGUGUUGUUAGAAGCCCAUUAUUUAUUUACCUUUAAAGAAAUCGAAAGGUUAUUUAUAGACUCAGCUGUCUAGGUCUACAGCAAUUUCAACGGUAAUGUUUUGCACUUUGCUAUUUAUCCACAGGAAAACAGGCUAAGGGAGAAAGGUUUUGUUUGAAUUCUACAUUCAUGUUUGUACAUUGACAUGCCUUAGUUGUAAGGUUUUUGACAGUCAAAGCAAAACAGAUGUGGUUAUGAUUAGUGUAUAAUCUAUGCAAUGAACCCCUGAGACUGUUCAAUAAUGAUUUGUCAAAUACAUGUUUUCUAAAUUUU